AUGUGGUUUGAGAUUCUUCCUGGCCUUGCCAUCAUGAGCGUGUGUUUGCUCAUUCCCGGCGUGUCCACUGCGUACAUCCACAAGCUCACCAACGGGAACAAGGAAAAAAGAGUUUGCCGACUUCGGUACCAUUGGUAUUUGAUGGAGCGAGAUAGACGCGUCUCUGGAGUUAAUCGCUACCAUGUGUCCAGGGGCCUGGAGAACAUUGACUAA
Molecule: messenger RNA, 213 nt
Organism: Acomys russatus (golden spiny mouse)
Lineage: Eukaryota; Metazoa; Chordata; Mammalia; Rodentia; Muridae
Product: NADH dehydrogenase [ubiquinone] 1 alpha subcomplex subunit 1-like
Exons: 1
Coding region: 1-213 (70 amino acids)
Source: RefSeq, a predicted model, not a curated record